GUACCAGGUAAAACCCUAUCACGGAGGCGGCGCACCUCUCCAUGUAGACCUUCCAACCUGCAUGUACCGGCUCCCUAAUGUGCACGGCCGGAGCGGCUGCCCUGCGCCCGGCGCGGGCCACGUGCAGGUGGGAGGUUUGAAGACAAGCGAUGAAGUUUAAACAGACUACGUGUAUGUGCGGAGAAAUGAACACUUUGAUGUUGGUUUGUUUAGGGAGAGUCUGACCUGUCCCUUCAAGCUCUUGAGUCCCGUCAAGAUGAUAUUUUAAAAUGCCUGUAUGAAUUGAAAGCUGCAGUUGAUGGUCUCUCCAAGAUGAUCCAAACUCCAGAUGCAGACUUGGAUGUAACCAACAUAAUCCGAGCUGAGCCCACUGCUUUAAAGACCAGUGCAUUGGACUUAAAUUCAGUGCUUGGAAAGGAUUACGGAGCACUGAAAGACAUUGUCAUCAAUGCAAAUCCAGCCGAGCCACCACUCUCCUUGCUAGUGCUGCACAGACUGCUCUGUGACCAUUACAGGGUCCUGUCCACUGUCCACACGCAUUCGUCAGUCAAGAGUGUGCCAGAAAACCUUCUCAAGUGCUUUGGAGAACAGACUAAAAAACAGUCUCGUCAUGAAUACCAGUUGGGUUUUACUUUAAUUUGGAAGAAUGUGCCAAAGACUCAGAUGAAGUUCAGCGUCCAAACGAUGUGCCCCAUUGAAGGAGAAGGGAACAUUGCACGGUUUUUGUUCUCUUUGUUUGGCCAGAAGCACAAUGCUGUAAACUUAACCCUCAUAGAUAGUUGGGUGGAUAUAGCUAUUUUUCAGCUGAAAGAGGGAAGCAGUAAAGAAAAGUCCGCUGUGCUCCGCUCCAUGAACUCUGCUCUUGGGAAGAGCCCAUGGCUUGUUGGGAAUGAACUCACCGUAGCAGAUGUGGUGCUGUGGUCUGUGCUCCAGCAGACAGGGGGCGCCAAUGGGACAGUGCCUGCCAACGUGCAGAAGUGGAUGAAGUCAUGUGAAAACCUAGCCCCCUUUAACACUGCCCUCAAGCUCCUUAAGUGAAUUUUCAGUAACUGAUCUUAAAGGGUUUGGAUUUUAAGAAUGGUGCUGCUAUUUCGUGCCUAUUGGUAAAUGGACUUGCUCUUUUUAUUUAGGCCAGUUGUCAAGUAUCAAUAAAAGCAUCAUAGAAUUU
Trichechus manatus latirostris (Florida manatee) is the source of this 1168-nucleotide messenger RNA. RefSeq names its product aminoacyl tRNA synthetase complex interacting multifunctional protein 2 (gene AIMP2). Lineage: Eukaryota; Metazoa; Chordata; Mammalia; Sirenia; Trichechidae. The record is from RefSeq and is a predicted model, not a curated record. The transcript has 4 exons. Bases 313 to 1038 code for a protein of 241 amino acids. Gene Ontology annotation, cellular component: aminoacyl-tRNA synthetase multienzyme complex.